This is a messenger RNA of Poecile atricapillus (Black-capped chickadee), 789 nucleotides long. Its product is annotated as parathyroid hormone-related protein. NCBI's taxonomy places the organism in Eukaryota, Metazoa, Chordata, Aves, Passeriformes, Paridae. Gene Ontology annotation, molecular function: hormone activity; peptide hormone receptor binding. The record is from RefSeq and is a predicted model, not a curated record. Gene Ontology annotation, cellular component: extracellular region. The transcript has 3 exons. The coding region runs from base 132 to 665 and encodes 177 amino acids. Gene Ontology annotation, biological process: adenylate cyclase-activating G protein-coupled receptor signaling pathway; bone mineralization; regulation of chondrocyte differentiation.
AAGUUUGUUUUUCCUUCAGAGCCUCGGAGCUGGUAGAGCCGAAGCGGGGACUCCUUGAGGAGGGCGCUGGCGCAUCUCUCCCUCGGGACUGACCUCCCUUUCCUUUCAGGUUUUAAGUCCCGGAGGAUACAAUGUUCGCUAAACUCUUCCAGCGGUGGAGUUUCGCAGUGUUUCUGCUGAGUUAUUCCGUGCCCUCCUACGGGAGAUCAGUAGAGGGGUUCAGCCGCAGACUCAAAAGAGCUGUAUCAGAGCACCAGCUACUGCAUGACAAGGGCAAGUCAAUCCAAGACUUACGAAGAAGAAUAUUCCUUCAAAAUUUAAUCGAAGGUGUCAACACUGCAGAGAUCCGUGCAACAUCGGAGGUGUCACCUAACCCUAAACCUGCUACCAACACGAAGAACUACCCUGUCCGGUUUGGCAGUGAAGAUGAGGGCAGAUACCUAACUCAGGAGACAAACAAAUCACAGACCUACAAGGAGCAGCCCCUGAAGGUGUCAGGGAAGAAAAAGAAAGCAAAGCCUGGAAAACGUAAGGAACAAGAGAAGAAAAAGAGGCGAACCCGCUCAGCUUGGCUAAAUUCUGGCAUGUAUGGAGACGUCAUGACCGAGAGCCCAGUUUUGGACAUCUCUGUUGCUACACAUAAUCACACUUUAAGGAGGUGCUGACAUCUUCAGCAAGAGAUAUUUGGAAGACAUAUUGCAGUAUUCUGUAAUAGCGAAUAUAUGGGAAGUAUUAAAAUAUUUAUUACCUGUAAAUAUUGUAAAUGCUCAGAAUAAAACCUUUUUCCCC